Molecule: messenger RNA, 375 nt
Organism: Penicillium lagena
Lineage: Eukaryota; Fungi; Ascomycota; Eurotiomycetes; Eurotiales; Aspergillaceae
Exons: 1
Coding region: 1-375 (124 amino acids)
Source: RefSeq, a predicted model, not a curated record
AUGCGGUCCCGCAGAGGGGUUCCUGUCGACUCGUCCAAUCUUUCUCGAAUCACCGAUUCCGGAUUGAGAUCUCCGACAAACCGAUCUGUUGCCGGGAAAGAGGGCGAAACUCGGCCGGCAGGCGUGGUGUUCGCCGGGCCGAGGAGUAAGCCGGUCGGAGCAUCCCUGCCUCCCGAUGACGAUCCAUGGGCACUAGGCUCAGCCAGCCUGGAAUUCGGGGCCAGAUGUCGACAGCGUUUCUUCGGGUUGAUCAGCUCUCGAGCUCGACGGAACUUGGAUAUCUGGUACAACACACCUUUCGACGCUGGCAACUGGGACAAGCGCGCAGGGCCCGAGCGCGACUGCGCGACUGGGGAGUAUCGGCGAGCCAGGUAA